Molecule: messenger RNA, 2190 nt
Organism: Lichtheimia ornata
Lineage: Eukaryota; Fungi; Mucoromycota; Mucoromycetes; Mucorales; Lichtheimiaceae
Exons: 9
Coding region: 1-2190 (729 amino acids)
Molecular function (GO): protein binding
Source: RefSeq, a predicted model, not a curated record
AUGCAUUCCCCACCGGACGUCCGGCACGUCCAUGAAGUCUUGCAAGACUACAAUCUCCUCAAUAUCGCAUUGUUGCAAGACAAGAACCGACUCGAUCUUCCUCGAGCGAAGGCAUGGCGUAUGAAUCUAUGCGCUGCUAGUGAAGAGGAGCCGGGCCUGUUUUUCGUUGCCAUGGAUUAUUCUGUGCUGGUAUACAGGAUCGAUCAUUUCUCAGGAAGCUUUGGAAGACCCAUCAAACAGCUGAUUUGUCAUGGUGAUGAUCUGGAUGAGUUGAAUUCCAUCAAUCAGCUUAAGGUGUCACGUAUAUUUGAACAUGAGGCACUUGUUACAGUCAACAACUCAGGUGAAGUUUGGAUAUGGAGAACCGAUCAAUUGGAUAGAGACCCAAUCAUCCUAAACAAUGAUCAUUCAUCUACAUGGGGACUCGCUAUCCAUAGCGAUCAAGGGCUUAUUGGUGUAUCGGCCAACAAUUGGAGAGUGACAGUAUUCAAUAUGCACAACAUUACAGCAUCCAAUCGCAUGUUUGGCAAACGACGAUCGAACAUUCGACCUGUUAUUGACGACGACAAAGACCGUAUUCAUUUGAUUGGACACACCCACAAUGUUCCAUGCGUUGAUUUCAACCGCACCGGCCGUUUCAUUGCAAGCUGCUCUAUUGAUCAAACAUGCCGGAUAUGGGAUAUCAAAACAGCACAACAAGUAUCUGAACGUCAAAUCAUGAUCAGCAGACGUGAUAGUGAUUCAUGGUGUUGGUCUGUAAAAUUUGUUACUGUGGCGGAUUUCAAGGACACUGUAUGCAUGGAUGAUCGGCUUUGUGAGAACAUUAGUCGAAGGAUGGCCAAUGGUCGCUCUACUUCGUUGUCAAGCUUACAUCUUCGGCCUUCAGCACCAUUACCAGUAUAUCGUGUCAAUUUACCGGGCCUUGGACAAGCCGACGUUACUGUGGGCAUCACCGAUUCAGAAGAAAGCUAUGACGAGGAUUACUACGAGGAUGGUGUCACCGAUGAAGAUUUGAUGCAUUAUAGUGAUGAAGAAUCGUUUGCACCUGCCGCUAUGUUGCGUCAACUUGAGCUCAGUGAUGAAUGGCGACAACAGCGUAAUAUGGCAUUACAGAGGUGGAAUAAUGGGGAGCCCGCCGAAUUGGAUGAAGAAGAGGAUGAUGAUUCAGUUGCUGAAGGGCCAACGGAGGAUGAGGAUGAAGAGGAUGAUCAACAAGAUGGUGAUGAAAAUAGCCCUAUCACAACAACCACUCCAGCACUUGCAGAGACUGAAAUUGAGAAUGAGCAACACGACGAUGAAUUAUCACAACAACAUCAUGAAGAUGAUGACGACGAUGUGACAAUGACAUUGCCCGAGGAUUUGCCUGCUAGCACCACAUGGGAUCCACAUAGCGAUUACGACUCUGAUUGGUUCGAAGAAGAUGAUGGUGAUGACAACGUGAUAUUUAUGCUUCCGGGUGCCAAUGGUGGUCAUCGGUUAUUGUCGCCUGCCGAACAUCGUAUUCUACGUGAUCGAUUAAUAGCUGAACGAGGUCCUUUCAAUAUACGCACUACACCUAAUGUACAACCUAUUCCAGUAUCAACCAAAGGAGGAUGGAGUGACAAUAGCGAGGAUGAGGAUGAGAAUAACGAUCAACAAUCCCAGACCACGCAUGAUGCUCUUGAAGAAAGUGAAGAGGAGGAUAAAGGGGAUCAGCAAAGCAAAGCCCAAGGGAAAAAGAGAAGGAUUCUUGCACACACGAUGCGUUCAUCCAAUGUUGCCUUUCAUCGGAAAAAGCGGCGAUCCUAUGAGCGGCUCAUGUUGACGACUCCCAAAGAUUUAUUCAUGCUCAAGACCAGCAAAGGAAGAAUGAUGACUGAGAGAAUGGAACGUAACGUUAUCAGCAGUGUGGAUGUACGAUCCGAUCGUCUUUUAGUAGCCAUGGAUCGGCUCAACAUGGUGCAGUGGAUACCCAGCCUGGAACUUUAUAUCGCUGCUAGUCAAAAAGGAACCGUUGCCCUCUUACGUAUAUUGCAAGUCAAGUUAGCGGAUGGACAACACACACCGAUCUUCAAUCAUGAACGCUAUUUACCUGAUCAUGACAUGCAAAGAAGACCUCUUUAUGGCAUGUCUUGUUGCAAAAUCAGUGCUGAUGGCGAUAGCUUCCCUGUACAAAACGACGAACUUUUCGCAGACCCGAUCCUAGUCUAA